AUGUCGCGAAAAAAAGAAUUUCGAAAUUGCUUUUAUAACAAGUGUGGAGUGUUUUUAGUGUAUUUGUUUGCAUAUAAAACUUGUCCAUCCACGCUAAUAUCGAGUGUAUAUUAUCCAACGAAUUCGCAAUUUUCAAGUCAUACUCCAUCACCAUUGUUAACGAUCAAAUUAACAUUGCCAUGGCGGUUUAUUUUACUGAGUGAAGAGCCUUUUCAAUAUUUUUACCAUAUCGACAGUGAUUUCUCAGUAACUUUACUCAUCAUCAUUUUGAUUUGUUUUCAGAAUUCACAUUCCAUCGGAUUUUAUUUUUUGAAUGAUAUGUGUUGAUCUGUAACCAUAUAUCUAUCAUC
This is a messenger RNA of Dermatophagoides pteronyssinus (European house dust mite), 350 nucleotides long. RefSeq lists its product as uncharacterized. The record is from RefSeq and is a predicted model, not a curated record. NCBI's taxonomy places the organism in Eukaryota, Metazoa, Arthropoda, Arachnida, Sarcoptiformes, Pyroglyphidae.